Molecule: messenger RNA, 8949 nt
Organism: Trypanosoma rangeli
Lineage: Eukaryota; Euglenozoa; Kinetoplastea; Trypanosomatida; Trypanosomatidae
Exons: 1
Coding region: 1-8949 (2982 amino acids)
Cellular component (GO): cytoplasm
Molecular function (GO): ubiquitin-protein transferase activity; protein binding
Source: RefSeq, a predicted model, not a curated record
AUGCUUGUAGAGCAGGCAGCUCCAGAGGUGGCUGGGCGCCCGCAGCAGAGCCACCAUCGCCACAAGUUCACCGCCGUAGAGGAGAUGGAUUGCCCCAUUGGCGACAUCAUGAGUGUGCCACUGGACCGCCUUUGCCAAUUGGCAUGGCCACUGCUGUGCUCCAAUGAGGGCAAAAAUAUUGGCAAAGCCGCAGAGGCGCUAGUCAUCUCCCAGACAGACGCAGACGAUGUACAACUCGCCCACACCAUAGGCACCACUGCUAAGGAAACCAUUCACUUUUUUCGGAUGCAACCGUGGUGGGGCCAACUGUCGUGUCACACGUUGCGUAUGGCGCUUUUUCGAAAGUCGCUGCAUUCCAUUUGGGCUACGAGUGCGGUUGUUCCGUCCGGGCAGUCGGCAGAGUCCGUGUCGCCGCUUGUCUCCCUUUUGGCGCUGCAGAACUCGCCAAGAGGAGAGAGGCAGUCACACGGGAGCAUUGAGGCAAAAAAUGCGAAGGCACAUCGAGAAUCAUUGGAUUUUUCCGUCCACAGUGAGGAGGGUGCUUCUGGUAAGGCUCGUAGCUGCACCGAUAAACGCAGGGCGGUACCCAUGGAGUGGGUACUUCCAUACUUUAGUGGUCAGGAGGGUGAUACGUGGUUGGUGGAGCGGGUGCGGGCGAUGGUGGAUAUGACGUUUGUGGUUCAUAGCGAUUGUCAAAAGCAACUCGUCUCAACCGCUGCCCAUGUAUCUGUACAUGUUCAAAGUGACAGACGCAGUGCUCAGGUAUUUCUUUUCAUUUUGCGAGAAGUGUUGGAUCGUUGGAAUACUGUGCUGGACACCACUGGGGAGGCGGGCAUCUUUGGCUUUGGCCUUUUGGUGCCUAUACUCAACAUUGUCCGCUGCACAAAAUUCAAUGGUACCGAUGUGGUGACGGUGGGCAAUUUGCUUGCCACAGUGCGCCUCCCAUCCCGUGGAUGUGGCCUUGGUAGCGAGUGCCUGUCCAACGCUACCUUUGUCACGCGAUAUGUUCUUUCCUUGGGGGAGCGGGUGGUUGAGAAGGCGGUGGAGGAUAAGGACGGGGACGAAGAAGAAGAAGGUGAGGAUGAGACAAACGAAAGCUCUUCACACUCCCAUCUACUGCUGCCGUCACCACUGACGAAUUGGAGGGUGCUUAGGGGGGAACAAAUGGUCCAGGAGCGAUCGUACAGGGUGGAUCACGGCAAAAACGCCAUUGCGUCAACAAUGGUUACAGAUGUGUUUCUAAUGGCCCCUCUGGCCCGCAAGGUGAGUGUAUUUGUUCGUCGGGCCUCCUCUUGUGAGGGAGUACAGCUUUUGCUGGUUCCACGAGCCUCUGUCGCUGCCUCGACUGCUACUGCUGCUGCUGCUGCUUUGGAUGCAGUCGGCGAAGAGGAAGAGGUGAAGGCGGAAGAGGCUGAAAAUGACGGCAAUCUACUGAUAAAAACUGUGUGGUUUGAACCACGUGAGGGUGAGGUCCACGAACUCCUUGGUGGUUGCGACGCCGUGGUGCGGUACAAGCGGAAUCCGGAGGGUUCUACACAGCCUUGUUUACAGGCAGAGUUUCGCGUAGAAACAAGCUUGGAGGUGGAUGGACGAUGGGUGGUUGAGAUUUGGAACACCUUGAGUGGCACCCAGAUGAUUGUGGCGGAGACUGUUUUGCAGAGGCUGAGAAACGCGUUUUCAACAGCUGACGGUUGCAUGCGGGAGGAAUCCUUGAUAUUGUUUUGUAACGGCCUGCUUUCACAGCCGCGGGCAGGUGCUUUACCGACGUUUGUGAAGGAUAUUUUGGUCCUGGACGAGGCAACCUUGCGAAGGCGUGUGCCAUGUCGUCAGAGUGAUGCCCGAGCUGUGCGGGCGGCGCUAAGUCUGAUUGGCAUGUUUCUUGCCUAUCACGAGUCCGAGACGGCGUCGUGGGAGUCACAUGUGUGGAAGGAUGCUGUAAAACGUGUGGGUCUUGCGAGUAGUUUGCUGGGGAAAAAUCCAGGCGCGACGGAAAUGGCCACGUUUGUUCUUCAACACGUCGCACUGUGCCACUUGUCCAUGCCGCAAAUUGUGGAGGGGACCAUCGCUCUUCUAACAUCGAACAUUUCAGUAAGUGAGUUACGGAACAUUUUGUCGACUCAGCGCAUGCGGGCUGAGCUGUGCGUUCUUGCACUCUCGCUUCUGCUACGGGCAAAGGAGAAUUUUGUGCCAAAGGGCAUGUUUCACAUGGCCUCGUUACUACGUGAUUUUAUGACGUGUGAGGGGACCCAUUACUUGUGGCGUUUUCGAGGUUGCGGGGAGUCCUUGGAGGAGAAGAUUCGUGAGGUGGUGCAUCAGCUACUGACGACUGUAUUCACAGCGCUGCACCGUGUGAUGUCGCUGCCGGAGGGGAAGCGAGAGAGGCACGGACCGCACCGAUUUUUGUUGGACACUGACGACUUUGGCCCUUUUGCCCUCAUCACACUUUCGCUACUCGCCUCCCCGCUGGAUGCGCGCGACAUUGAAUUUGUCUGGUGCAAAAUUGCCAGUCAGCUGGAGGGGCUGCUGCCGAACUUCACCGACUUUACGCGCUCUGCCUCGUUUAAGGUGAGCGAGAUGGAAGAGGGGAGCAUGCUGGAGGCGCUCCAGUCCCUUGUUAACGACCCAACGGCGGACCACGAAGGCAACAGCGUAAUUGGCGGCGGCGUGAGUAGUUACGCAGGACGCGGGAGUGACGUGGAUCAGCCUUCUAUUGGAAUAACAAUGACGGGGGCCAUCGAGCGUGGGCUUGGCGUAUGGGUGCCGACGGGACGGGAACGAGUCUGUUCGACCUCUACCCCGUUGUACACGCCAGGGCUGCAGGUGCCACCGUCGUGCCUCUUUUCUACCUCGUCCUCGUCGCUGUCGUCGUCGCUGUCGCUGUCGUCGUCGUCAUCGAGGCCGCUGGUGAAGAGUUCCCUCGUAUCCCCGUUAAUGCUCUGUGUUGCGACGGUGCAGCUGGCGAGUGCACCGCCGCGCGACCUCAUUGUGGCUUUAGCAACGAAACAGCAGAGUGGGCUGACGGCAAACAGCAUGAAGGAGGACUCCAAUGGCUUCUAUUUUUCUCCACACGAUGGAACAUUGUACCAUAACGGCUCUAAGCUCUUAUUGAUACCACUUUUUCAGGGUGACACGCUUGCCUUUGCUUUUUCCUUCGUGCCAAAGACCUCCACACGAGUGUUCCGUGUGCUUGUGAACGGCGUCCGUAUCGCUGAGUUUCCGGCGCCGCGACAGCAAAUGUUUCUACUUGCAGGCGUUACGGGAGUCUCCAACCUGCGCAAUUGCAGUCUGCGUGUGUGUUUCCCCUCACAGAAGGAGAUGUCUUUGGCAGCCCCGGCGAUGACUUGCAGCAACUAUGACGCGGUGCUUAAUGCGCUGCCCACACGGCACAGCAUCUCUGUGUUUGCGACGAAUGUUUUCUUUUAUCUUAUCUCGCUGUGCGCGAGACGCGUGGCGCAAUUCCGUCGUCAAAGAGGAACGGCAUGCGCCUCGGUGCGGGCAAUCUCAUCAGUGGCGUCAGCUAAUCGACUCCACGUGAUACCCACGGAGGAAGUCUGGCGAGGAUUUGUGGAUGGCUGCUGUAACCCUCUGAGGCAGAACAUAGAAAACCUUGUCGAUUCCAUCGCGCGUCUUCCACCCUUAUCGCAGAUCAAUGAUGCAACGGAGCGUGUUAAGCGGAAUGCGGCGUCAUUUGUCUACCACCGUUUUCUAAUGGAUUAUAUUACCAUGACACGCACCGUCAUUCGCUGCGUGUCGUCCCCUGUGGAAAUGCUGUCAACGCUGUCAAAAGUAGUUUGCUGCGAGGACGUUGGCGAGCGGGAGAGGUGUGCGGCAUUGACGAUUGUAUGUUCGUUGCUCUGUGAGCCGCACCGUGUGUUUGCGCGUGACACCUACAAUCCGCUGCAGUUAUGGGACUGUUGCCGCUUCCUCUCACGAUGUGUGACGACACUGACGUACCAGCCGGUCUUUACCUCGAAAAGUGCUGCUGCGGAACUCACCGUCUGUUCCGGCGGCCGGCGCAUCAAGUGGGGGUCGGCCCCCAGCAGUACCUCGCGUGCAAAGCGGAACACCACCUCCUUUGCCUCGCAGGGCAUCCCAUUAGACGGCUCCCUGGGCGACGUGGUUGCCUUUUCCGUUCGACUGCAACGCGGUUUUGCCUUUGACACUCUUGGUCGCUUCUACUACGUCGGCCUCGCGUGUCCCUACCCCAUGAGCUCGGCGGCGACCCUGUCAGGUCACCCUGGCGAAUGGCAAAACAUCUCUCACACGUACACCAUUACGGAUUACUUUACCGACAUCUCCUCUUCCUCGGCGCGGGCGGAGUUGCCACGGCACGCGAAGCAUUGGAUGUCAAAUGAGGAAAACAUCGUAUUUGGAUCGGGUGACGUCAUCACUGUGAUUGUGCAUACAAAGCUGCGUUGCAUUUCGUUUGAACGGAAUGGGCUGUCACUAGGGACACUUUACACGAAUAUUCCACCCAUGGUGAAGGUGCUUUUUCCAUUCGUUGAGCUCUUUAACAAAGACGCCACGGCCCUUUGGAUGUAUCCUCCUCGCGAGAUUGGCAUCCGCGCCCGCUUUACUAUGCGUGCCAUGCUGUAUCACUGGGGGACGGAGCUUGUGCCGAGACUAAAUCAGAUGCUUAGGGCCAAUGACGUGGUGCCGUUGCAAGUCCUUGGAGCUGACGGAGACGAGAUGAGCUUUUGGUACCGAAGCCCUCCACGCAGUGAGUUAAAGGGGUCACGUGUGGUACACCUUGUGCGGCAGAUAGGCUCAAAGGCGGAAGUGGUUCUGGAGGGAGGCACAAAAAGCAUGACGGUUCUGUCAGUAGCGUUGGAGCCUAACUACAAUGCUGUCAUUAGCAAUGAUUUGCCCGUCACCGUGGUGGUGGAGGACCUGCUGCGCAUUGUCUUUAACUCCAUCAGUUUUACCACAAACGCGGAAGGGUGUGAGGGUGUGCAUAUUCAACCAACCAAGGUGUUUCUCUGCGCGUUGCGACUGCUAUCAGAGGUGGAAAUGGUGUCUCUUCUUGAAUGCGACGUUGGAGCGCUUCGAGCAUUGCUGGUCCAAUUCAUACGUAUUCUGGGAGUGCCGGACACCAUUGCUUCGGAGGAGCAGUACAUUGUGCUGGAGGCUUGGAACGAGUUGCUGCUGCUUCCCGAUGACGAUGCGCUUUGGAUUCCGCUCCCCCGCGACAGCAGCUCCCAUGACGAUCUCCUCCUUGAAGGCGGCGAGGCCACGAAACACAGCGAUACAGAUGGCGACGUGGUGCCUGAAAUAUGUCUACGAUGCCCAACCUGUGAUGCAAAAUGGAGCGACUGCACCUCUGAAGGUCAUACAGUUCCCUACAGUCUCUGCUUUACACAACACUGCGUGCUGCAGCGUUUGGGAGUACCAUCACCGUUUACAGGUUUUGUAUGCAGAUGGUCGUUGCCAGGAACUCAGUUUUGCGUGACGAUUCGCGUGGGUCCACGUGGGGAAAUGGAGGGCAAGGGUGAGGAGGCGCGAGGUCUCUUUACGUUUAAGGCAAAGCUGGUCUCAAAUCACUUUAUGCGGGGAAGUUGUGUGUACAAAGAGGCCAAUAACUCCACCGUCCGCGCCCAGUUGGAUGAGGAGUGGACCUGUGAAUUAUGCACUUUCAUUAAUUUGGCGGAUUCCACCCGUUGUGCCAUGUGCACAACUGCCCGCUCAGGUGCGACAUGGACGUGCGUCUUGUGCGGCUACGCCUUUAAUUCGAAGAAUAAUGCUAUCUGCACAACCUGCGGUCAUCAGCACAUGGGAGCCUCAGACACGGACUCCAGGGCGGAAAAGAAGCUCGCCUAUUGUGAGGGCUGCGGGGGUAGCCGGGAGUACACCACGUUUAAUGAUUUUGAUUGCCAUGCUUACUGUGGGCACUGCCAGCGGGAAUCCAGAUGGUUGCCGGAUGAGAAGUACACGGGCUUAAUAGAGGCCACACUUGUGGGUGCUGGUGACACGAUGGAUUGGAAGAUUAUUCUUGGUGACAUCGUCACUAUGUACGCAGGACUGCGCAACGAUGCGUAUUCGCUGGAAGGGAUGCAGCAGGCAGCAGCGGCGGCGUCACCAACUGCGAAUGACCUUUCACGCUAUGUUCCGCCGCUCGUGCAGAUUCGUACGAAUGAAAUCAACACCUUGAGCCCCGCAUCGACACAGCAGCAGCAGGAAGGAGCUGAAAGCUUCCGUGCGGUGGUUCCUGCUAUUCUCUUCUUUUGUAGUCGCAUUGUUUGCCGUUGGGGCCCGGAAAUUGCUCCGCAUCAGCUCUCAAACAAGGACGUCUUGCGCCGCCUCCGCGUGGUGGAUGACGGUUGGUUGGCUGGACUUGAGAGGGUUCCGCAUGAGGCGGCACGAGGUAUUUUUUUCUCUUCCUUACACGUUUUGCUUGCCGGGACGAGCAGUGGGCAGGUGAUACGAUCUCUUUCCUCUGUUACAAGGGUGCUGAUGAACAGUCACGUCACUCUACAAAACCAGCGUCACUACCUGCUUUAUGCUCUUUGCGUGAAUGUGAUGCGGUGCAACGGUGAUCGUGCGGUGCGGGAGGUUUGUUACGCUGCGCUUAACAAGUUAAUUGAAGCGUUCUCUGGGAGGCGACUGAAUGCCAGUCCACUCCGCGACGUGGUGGCUAUCACACCCAUUGUGGCGGAGCAGCAACGACUGAUGGUGCAUGCCUCGCUUCGGGGCGUGGAUGUUUGCACCGGGACAAAUGUGAUUUCCACAAGUUGGCUGAUAAAAGCUGUGGAACGGAUGGAACGAUGUGAACGGCUUCCCGCCAUUUUUGACGAACCAUCGCCCGACAUCUUUCCCUAUCUUGUGGAACUGCCGGACACACGUAUGGGCGAUGGUGGGGAGCUUAUUGUGGGACAAGUGCGGGGUAGUGUUGGGGUGCUUGCCAGCAAGGGCGGUCGCUACUACUAUGAGUUGGUGAUUCCAGCAAACAUUGGCAAUGAUCGAAGCAAGACGAUCGUCAUGGGGUGGGGGACGAUGCAGCAUGAGGUGCUUAGUGGUGGCCAACAUGUCGGCAGUGACAUACAUUCAUGGGGUUUUAAUUGCCAGGACCGACUGCGCGUGCUAACAGGUGAGCAGGCGAUUCCCACCCCACGCCCUAUUGUUGGCAGUGACGUUAUCGGCGCGCUACUUGAUCUUGAUGCGAUGAUGAUGUGCUGGAGCGUGAAUGGUGAGCAGCUGAUGUGGGUCACUGUCUCGACACAGGGCAAGGGGGAGGCGAUUUACCCGUUUGUCAGCGCCUCCGUAGACCCAUUUGGGGUUGUGGUGCGGCUUGGGCAUACUCAGUUUAAGCCGGACGGGUACGAAGAAUUCAGUCCAUUUUCUAACGAAAUGGCACGACGGAAGAGCCACGUUAAGCCGCAAUCGUACGAGUUCUACGUGCAGCUAUGUAAUCUUGGUAACGACAUUGUCAACUGCGGCUUCACACUGGACGCGUUGCUGGAGACAAGCGCGUGGUUUGAUCAGGCACAGGCGUUGAUGGUGCAGUACCCGCUCCUCGCUGCGGAGGUGGCAGGCAACUCACUGGAGUGGUUGCGGCCCUACCUUCAACACCUGCGCUCCAUCAACUUUUUGGCGAUAAGUGUGGCGAAGAGCCACGACAUUUUGCGGAAUUCACCCUACCUAAUGCGCAGUUACCAAAAGACGCGUCAACUGUUGUUUUUCAGUGCACGUUGGGCCAUCGUAGAGCGACAAAUAGAACGUCGUUUGAUUCGCAGCAGCCUGCGGCACCAGCGUGAGGUGAUGAUUGAUCUUAACCGUGCCAAGGCGAUGGCGCAGAGCAGUGAGAGCCUGGACUUUAUGACACGCUUCGAGGGAUCGAUCACAGGGCAGCUGUUUCGACAGACGAAGGAGGCGGACAUUUACCUGGACACCAUUAUGUUUGUGGUCAGCCUGGCUGGGGAGGUGGCUGAUGACGCGGGCGGCGUGACACGCUCUGUGGUCACCAUGAUGUGCGAUGAGUUGAACUACCGCGAGGAGGACGGCGGCCGUCGCGUGGACCCCAUGCUGCCCUUCUUUCGCUUGACGGGCCACACAACGAUAGUGAGUGUGGUUCCAAACAUGGAAUUUUACCGAGAGAACCCUGAGCAUCGUCUCUUGUUUGUCGAGUUUUUUACGUGGCUCGGAAAAUUGCUCGGCAACGCGACGAUGAGCGGGUACCUCAUGUUUUCUCUCACCUUUCCGCGUCUGACGUGGAAGUUUCUCACCUUUGACACGCCCACUAUUGAGGACUACUACGCCGAAAUUGAUGACACCGUGCGUGGGGCACUUAAUGAUGAUGCAUUUCUGCUGAACGACGAUUUUUUUAACUCUAUCCCUGGCAUUGCGUGGCAGGAUGAGAGCGUGACAGACACGCUGGGGAUGAUGUGCUCCGCCCGCGUAUACCCUGUCAAGACGCCUGGGCGGAGCUCGGUGGACCUGACAACGAUUGCUCCAGCCGACAAUAACGAGGAGAACGUCACCGCAGCGCAGCGCCGCAGGGAGGCCGAACGGGCAUUGCUGCAUCAGUAUGACGAGUUAUUACUUGCCAUGUUGUCUGGUAUUACGUUUGUCAUACCGGUCAACUCGCUGCAGCUUAUCCGCUGGGACGAUUUACAGCAGCGCGUGUGUGGCAACUCCUGCACCACGGCGGAGGACGCCAUCUCCUCGCUAAACCUCUCCCUGCUAUCUGAGGAACUCCGUCACAUGCUGAAGGAGGUUCUGCGUGGCUGGACACCGAAGCAACGUUCACAGUUUCUGCUUUUUUGCAGCGGCCAGCGGCGGAUUCCGCUACCCGAAAAGGUACAGGUGACAUGCGGCGACGACCCCGACGCGGUCCCAACCGCCCACACCUGCUCGCCCAUCUCACUGCUGCUACAACCGUACUCCUCCGUCUCCGUCUUGCGCGAUAAGCUGGAGGUUUGCCUUCGGCACGUUUAUGAAUUUGGAUUCGUAUGA